Molecule: messenger RNA, 1598 nt
Organism: Penaeus monodon (black tiger shrimp)
Lineage: Eukaryota; Metazoa; Arthropoda; Malacostraca; Decapoda; Penaeidae
Gene: Mvb12
Product: multivesicular body subunit 12B-like
Biological process (GO): regulation of epidermal growth factor receptor signaling pathway; viral budding; virus maturation
Cellular component (GO): ESCRT I complex; late endosome
Source: RefSeq, a predicted model, not a curated record
AAAAAAAAAAGAAAAAAAAAGAAAAGGAAAAAAAAAAAAAUCCCGUCCUCCUCCCCGAAACCGCGAGGGCCUGCUCCCCGGGUUGUGUCUCGGGGGUCGUGUGGCAGAAGCCCUGUUGUUUAGCUGGUCCCCGUCUCUGUCCUUGUGAACGGAGACCUUCUGCACUCAAGACCCUCCUGCAGAGAGGCUAUUGAAUGAUGCGUGACCUCUAUAAUGCUCUACCUCUGCCAGAUGAUCGACCAAUUACGGCUGUGUGCGUGGUUCAGGAGUUGUCAGGAUGUCCAACAAAUUAUACAGCCGUAUCAAAGACACACGAUCAAGAUAUAGAUGCAGAUUUAUAUAAGGACAGUUUCUUCAAGCGUGUCACUCGCUACUUAUGCUACAGUAAGACUGAAGGCUACAUGGGCUAUGUAGUGGAGCAUCUAACCAUAGUAAAUGACCGGGAUUCAAGACCUCCUGGUUAUACCAUCAUUGAACAGACCAUAGAUACAAGCCAGAAAGCCUUCAAGAAAAAGCAGUUAUGUUACAAGCAAGUCCCUCGAAACAUGGCCACACAAACAGUCACAGACAUCAUCAUCAUGAGUCGCUCCAAAGUGGCCCCGGAGGGAUUCACUCUGGUGGGUGAGAUGAAUGGCCUCUGUGUGUGCUUCAAGCCAGGACCUGCUCCCACACCGCAAUACAACAAGCCCACAGUAGCAGGCUCCUCACCUCUUCCUUAUGGUGUGAAUCCAAAUGGCAGAGGAAGUAUUGGGGGAGGUGGUGGUGGGGGAGGGGAAGGUCUUUACCCAGGGUUAGGUCCUGCCAGACCCGCGCCAGCUCCCCCUGGCUCUGGAUCCGGUGUCCCCCAGGGUCCUCCUCCCCCACUACCCCCUCGCAACCCCUCUAUGUACUCCUCUCCAUCACAUGCUAGUCAGAGCACCAGCACCUUGUAUGGCCAAGGACAUUCAGCAUUGUUUGGUGUACCCUUUAUUCUCAACAAGAAAUAUGUGAACUCAGAUGACAGUGCCAUGGAAACACUCCCCGUAGUCAACAAAAAGAGUAGACAACAGAUUGAAGACGAGUACUACUACAGCUUCACCCUUGAGCAAGACAUUGUGCAGCGGCCAUCGGCAACAUGAGCAAGAAUAGUUUCUGUGUCUUCAUCUUAUUUUUUUUGUGAGCUUUUCCUCUGCUCUUUAUCAUGCUGUGUGAUCCAAUAUAGGGAAGGCUCAUACAUUUUAUAUGGUUUACUGUAAUGUUUGUAAUGUUUUAAAGGUACCCAUCAGUGCUCAUUAUCUCUGAAUCAUCUAACUUGCAUUCUGUUAUUGUUAACAGUUAUCAGAUGUAAUGCCAUAGUUAUUACUACCUUCACUCAUUUUUCUUGUGGUUGAUAUUGUAGACUUCUCCCAAAGCCCCUCUACCUUUCUUUCUCACCCUGCCUGAAGGGAUAUCACUGCCAGUCUCAAACCAGUUGGCAAGGGAGCCAAGAUGCUUACAUGGAGUUAAGCCUUUUCUUUUCUCACUCCCUCUUUCAUUUUAUAAAAAUGGAGAGACAGCUGAAGUAAUGGAUUAAUCAUAAGAAUAUUAUAAUGACAAAAAUUAUGAACACAUCAAUUAGA